AUGUUCGGGAGAUUUUCACGUAAAGCUGUGGUGGCGAAACCCUCCAUUGACACUGACGAGAGCUGGGAUGCAGAUGACGAGGACUCUGGUUCAGACCCCGCUCCCAAUACCUUUAACCUUAUGCCGAUGUCGAAAGUACUGGGACUCAAACCAUCGAAAGAUGUCACUCCCCCCUUGUUUCGUUUCAGGGUCCGCCGUGAAGAAGAUAAGUUCCUAGGCGCGUCAAGUAGUUGUGAUGGCUGGAUUAACAUCUCUCAUUUCCUCUGGACUAUGUGCGCUACACUUGCAGAUACAGGUACCGAUCGGGAAUGGACAGCUGCAUUCGAAAAAUGGCGACCCCAGUGGAAGAAAGUCCGGGCCCAGGUGAAGACAUACGGAUUUACUCAAUUUUCCUCUGAGAUCGCUCUUGCGCCGGUUGAUCUUGUGUUGGUCCAGUUCUUUGGAUCGCAACUUGACGGAGGGGUCAGGGGAUUUGAGAUUGAACAAGAAGAUCCCAAUACGCCCUCUGAUACGCAGGAUGUCUGGGCCCUCUGGCGAUACAUUAUCGAGACCCCUGCUGGUCAGAUCAAGGAGUUUAACGUUACCCUUAGAGAUACGGCAAGACUUAUGCGCUCUUAG
Molecule: messenger RNA, 618 nt
Organism: Penicillium vulpinum
Lineage: Eukaryota; Fungi; Ascomycota; Eurotiomycetes; Eurotiales; Aspergillaceae
Exons: 1
Coding region: 1-618 (205 amino acids)
Source: RefSeq, a predicted model, not a curated record